Messenger RNA from Fukomys damarensis (Damara mole-rat), 6213 nucleotides. RefSeq names its product ankyrin repeat domain 50 (gene Ankrd50). Gene Ontology annotation, molecular function: protein binding. Lineage: Eukaryota; Metazoa; Chordata; Mammalia; Rodentia; Bathyergidae. The coding region runs from base 756 to 5042 and encodes 1428 amino acids. The record is from RefSeq and is a predicted model, not a curated record. The transcript is spliced from 4 exons.
UUAUGGAAAUUGUUGGUUACCUGGACAUCGUAAAGUCGAGGAAGCUGUGAACAGAUUCAUUAAGAAUCUGCUGUCGUGAAAAAUGCAUUUUAUGAAUCCUUUGAGUUAAGAAGGUGUUAACAGUGGUUUGUCAUUUCUGCCACAUAAGAGACUAUAAUCUGAAACAGUUCUGGCAGUUAUGCAGAUGCCUGAAACUGGCAAGAACUAGUACAGUUAGUGAUCAUCCUUCAACAAGAAACACAGAGCUACCUAAGUACUAUAUAAAUGUCUUCUCGUAGAUGACGUUUAAGAUAAUGGGCAGCUUUUCUACAUCUGCAUUUCAGAUACAGCAUUAACACUUGGAAUCUGGAAAGGUAUUUUGUGUUAAUUGAAAGGUUGGACUUUCUUUUUAGUUUCCAGAUGUAUUGUCUCAUCUGUAGACUUGAAACAUCUACAAUCACAUAAGCUCCAGAUACGACCAUGGAGUUGUAUGGUCCAUCAAGAUACAGCAAAAGCGUUGCUGAGCUUUGGCACCAGUCUUGUUUUCAUCAGUUCAACAAUUAAUGUAAUAUGUGUUCUGCUAAUCAAGAAUAUGGAGCCAAAUAAAGUCAUGCACAUUCUUUUGCCAAAUGGACUCUGUGGCUGUAGAAUUUUACUGUGACUUGUUACUCUUCUCAUUUACAGUUAGCUGAAUUUGCAAAUUAUGUCCAAAUGGAUGUAGAGACCUGUGUUGAUGUAACCAGAUUCUAGCAAACAUUGAAGAUAAAAACCCUAUUAUGACUAAUCCUUGGGAAGAGAAAGUCUGCAAAAUGGCACAAACAAGUUUACUGCAAGGGAAGCAGUUUUACUGUAGAGAGUGGGUUUUCCACAAGCUCCAGCACUGCCUCCAAGAGAAAACAAACUGCUGCAACAGUACUGUCAACACACCACCCCUUGUGAUGAAUUCUGGGAAUAAUGCUAGUGCUGUCUCUGGAAAGGGAGCUGCCUGGGGUGUGUUGUUGAUAGGAGGGCCUGGCAGUGGCAAGACAGCCCUGUGCACAGAGCUCUUGUGGCCAAGUUCACCUACAAGCUUGCAGAGAGGUUUACAUCGCCAGGCUUUGGCCUUCCAUUUCUGCAAAGCCCAGGACUCUGAUACUUUGUGUGUUGGAGGUUUUAUUAGAAGCCUGGUUUCCCAGAUUUGCCGCAGUGGACUACUCCCAGGAUAUGAGGACAAACUGAGAGAUCCAGCAGUCCAAAGCCUCUUACAACCUGGAGAAUGCGAGAGAAACCCGGCCGAAGCAUUUAAAAGGUGUGUUCUGCUCCCACUCUCGGGAAUGAAGCCUCCACAGCAGAGCCUGUACCUGCUCGUGGACUCUGUUGAUGAAGGGUGUACCAUCUCGGAAGGUGAACAGACGUCGACCAGCUUCUCGGGGACUGUGGCAGAGCUCUUAGCUGGUCACCAUGAGUUCUUUCCACCAUGGCUAUUGCUUCUAUGUUCUGCCAGGAAACAGAGUAAGGCCGUUACUAAAAUGUUUACUGGCUUUCGAAAAAUAAGUUUAGAUGACCUUCGGAAGGCAUACAUUGUCAAGGAUGUUCAGCAGUACAUUCUUCAUCGGUUAGAUCAAGAAGAAGCUUUGCGACAACACCUCACUAAAGAAACUGCAGAGAUGUUAAAUCAACUGCACAUUAAAAGCAGUGGAUGCUUUCUUUAUCUAGAACGAGUUUUAGAUGGAGUUGUAGAAAAUUUUAUUAUGUUAAGAGAGAUUCGUGACAUCCCGGGAACUCUAAAUGGUCUCUAUCUCUGGCUUUGCCAAAGACUUUUUGUAAGAAAACAGUUUGCAAAAGUUCAACCUAUUUUAAAUGUGAUUCUUGCAGCCUGCCGACCUUUGACCAUAACGGAAUUAUAUCAUGCAGUAUGGACCAAAAAUAUGUCUUUAACCUUGGAAGACUUUCAACGCAAGUUAGAUGUCCUGUCUAAACUUCUUGUUGAUGGACUAGGAAAUACUAAAAUACUGUUUCACUAUAGUUUUGCAGAAUGGCUUCUAGAUGUGAAGCACUGCACUCAGAAGUAUUUAUGUAACGCAGCUGAAGGACACAGAAUGUUGGCUAUGAGUUAUACCUGUCAAGCAAAGAAUUUAACACCAUUGGAAGCACAAGAAUUUGCUUUGCACUUAAUUAAUUCAAACCUACAAUUAGAGACAGCUGAGUUAGCUCUGUGGAUGAUAUGGAAUGGUGCACCUGUUAGAGACUCUCUGUCUACUUUAAUUCCCAAGGAACAAGAAGUACUACAGCUGUUGGUUAAAGCUGGUGCUCACGUCAACAGUGAAGAUGAUCGCACAUCAUGCAUUGUUCGACAAGCUUUAGAGAGAGAGGAUUCCAUUCGGACAUUAUUAGAUAAUGGAGCUUCAGUAAAUCAGUGUGAUUCAAAUGGAAGAACAUUAUUGGCUAAUGCUGCAUACAGUGGCAAUCUUGAUGUAGUGAAUUUACUUGUUUCUAGGGGAGCAGAUUUAGAAAUAGAAGAUGUUCAUGGACAUACACCACUCACUCUAGCUGCUAGGCAAGGACAUACCAAGGUGGUUAAUUGUUUGAUUGGAUGUGGAGCAAAUAUUAAUCAUACCGAUCAAGAUGGUUGGACAGCAUUACGAUCUGCUGCCUGGGGAGGCCAUACUGAGGUCGUUUCUGCACUACUUUAUGCUGGCGUAAAAGUGGAUUGUGCAGAUGCUGAUAGUCGAACAGCUUUGAGAGCAGCAGCAUGGGGUGGCCACGAAGAUAUUGUACUGAAUUUGCUACAGCAUGGUGCUGAAGUUAACAAAGCUGAUAAUGAAGGUAGAACUGCUUUGAUAGCAGCAGCAUACAUGGGACAUAGAGAGAUUGUGGAACAUCUGCUGGACCACGGAGCAGAAGUAAAUCACGAGGAUGUUGAUGGCAGGACUGCACUGUCUGUAGCUGCGCUUUGUGUGCCUGCCAGUAAAGGACACGCAUCAGUUGUUAGCCUUCUAAUCGAUCGAGGUGCAGAAGUAGAUCAUUGUGAUAAAGACGGUAUGACUCCACUGCUGGUAGCUGCCUAUGAAGGACAUGUUGAUGUGGUUGACCUGCUUCUAGAAGGAGGAGCGGAUGUAGAUCACACAGAUAACAAUGGUCGAACACCCCUGUUAGCAGCAGCUUCUAUGGGCCAUGCUUCAGUGGUAAACACACUUUUGUUUUGGGGUGCAGCUGUGGAUAGUAUUGAUAGUGAAGGCAGGACGGUCCUCAGCAUAGCUUCAGCACAAGGAAAUGUCGAGGUGGUACGCACUCUCCUGGACAGAGGGUUAGAUGAAAAUCACCGAGAUGAUGCUGGAUGGACACCUUUGCACAUGGCAGCCUUCGAAGGCCACAGGUUAAUAUGUGAAGCGCUUAUUGAACAAGGUGCUAGAACAAAUGAGAUUGACAAUGAUGGACGAAUCCCUUUCAUCUUAGCUUCACAAGAGGGUCAUUAUGAUUGUGUUCAGAUAUUAUUAGAAAAUAAAUCCAACAUUGAUCAGAGAGGUUAUGAUGGCAGAAAUGCACUGCGGGUUGCUGCAUUAGAAGGACACAGAGACAUUGUUGAAUUGCUUUUUAGCCAUGGAGCUGAUGUUAAUUAUAAAGAUGCUGAUGGGAGGCCCACGCUUUAUAUAUUGGCUUUAGAAAACCAACUUACAAUGGCUGAAUACUUUUUAGAAAAUGGUGCAAAUGUAGAAGCAAGCGAUGCUGAAGGAAGGACAGCACUUCAUGUUUCCUGUUGGCAAGGCCACAUGGAAAUGGUACAGGUGCUGAUAGCUUAUCAUGCUGAUGUCAAUGCUGCAGACAAUGAAAAGCGCUCUGCUUUGCAGUCUGCAGCCUGGCAGGGCCACAUGAAAGUGGUUCAGCUCCUGAUUGAGCAUGGUGCAGUAGUUGACCAUACAUGUAAUCAAGGUGCAACUGCACUCUGUAUCGCAGCCCAGGAGGGACACAUUGAUGUUGUGCAGGUGUUGCUGGAGCAUGGUGCUGACCCAAACCAUGCUGAUCAAUUUGGACGUACUGCCAUGCGUGUUGCAGCCAAAAAUGGACAUUCUCAAAUAAUUAAGUUAUUAGAAAAAUACGGUGCAUCUAGUUUGAAUGGCUGUUCUCCCUCACCUGUUCACACAAUGGAGCAAAAACCUCUACAAUCAGUGUCCUCAAAAAUGCAGUCAUUGACAAUUAAAUCAAAUAGCUCUGGCAGUACUGGCGGAGGGGACAUGCAGCCUUCACUACAUGGCUUACCUAAUGGACCAGCUCAUGCAUUCAGUUCUCCCUCAGAAUCUCCAGAUUCUACUGUUGAUCGGCAGAAAUCAUCAUUGUCAAAUAAUUCCCUGAAAAGCUCAAAAAAUUCAUCUUUGAGAACUACUUCAUCUACAGCGACAGCUCAAACAGUACCAAUUGAUAGCUUUCAUAACUUGUCAUUUACAGAACAAAUUCAGCAGCACUCAUUGCCACGCAGUAGAAGUCGACAGUCAAUUGUAUCCCCAUCUUCCACAACACAGUCCUUAGGACAAAGUCACAAUUCACCAAGUAGUGAGUUUGAGUGGAGUCAAGUGAAGCCCAGUUUGAAGUCAACUAAAGCAAAUAAAGGGGGGAAAUCAGAAAAUUCUGGUAAAUCUGGAUCAGCUGGGAAGAAAGCUAAACAAAGUAAUUCCUCACAGCCAAAGGUUUUAGAGUACGAGAUGACUCAAUUUGACAAAAGAGGACCCGUUGCCAAAUCUGGGACUAGUGCACCACCUAAACAAGUGCCAGCAGAAUCUCAGUGUAAAAUCAUACCUUCAACUCCGCAGGAAAUCGGCCGAUCUCAGCAGCAGUUUCUCAUUCACCAACAAAGUGGGGAACAGAAGAAGAGAAAUGGCAUAAUGACAAAUCCAAACUACCAUCUUCAGAGCAACCAGGUUUUUCUUGGUAGGGUUUCAGUUCCACGGACAGUACAGGACAGAGGGCCUCAGGAAGUAUUGGAGGGGUACCCUUCCUCAGAGACAGAAUUAAGCCUUAAGCAAGCCCUGAAGCUUCAGAUUGAGGGUUCUGACCCAAGCUUCAACUAUAAGAAGGAAACACCGCUAUAAAAGUUUCCUGUUCUGUGAAACAGAAGACAUUGUGAUUGAAGUGGUUCCUCAACUACUGGAUGAAAACAAAAUGCCUAUUGAUGUGAUGAAAUAAAAGUGAAGAAUGUGAUAUCUGCAGUACAGUUACCUUAAUUACUGUAAUGUGCCUAAAGAGUGAGGCUGCCUUCUCAUUGUAAUCCUCUGUGCUUAAAAAGUUUUUUUGUGUGCUUUGUAUUCACAACACAGAAUAAGCACUUUUUAAAAAGAAAAAAAUGCAGGUGUAUACUGCAGUUCCCCGAUAAAGCUGGAAAUUUUUUGAGUAAAGUAUUUUAAGAUUUGAUAAAUGUGCAUGUGCCACGGUCAAGUGUAUAUGAAAAGGCAGUGUUCUUUGUAUUUUUUUUUUCUUUUUGUGGCAAAAGAAACUUAAUGCAUAAUGUUUCAAUCACAUUUGCAUUGUAGUGUGUGGCCUGUUUCUUGUAUCUUUAAAAAUGUUGCUCAAUAAAAUAAAUAUUGGAACUAUUUUAUGUUCACUACACCUUCAGCACUGGAUUGAAAUGAGUUUCUAUGUAAAUGCAACAUUGCAGUAAGAAAAAUUGGUUUCUUGACAGAUUUUCAAAAAAUAAUUUCUACUAUUAGGGAGCUGCUUUAAGUAGUUUAAAUCUGGACUUUCUUAAUAGAAUACUCCUCAUCUCUGGCUAACAGUGUCAAAGCAAGCAAACAACCAGACUAGGCAGAGCAGAGCUCCUUUUCAUUCACAGGGAUGCAAUUUCACCUCCCACUUGCUUGUCAUUCCACCUCCAGAAAGACAGACUAUCAUUCCUGAGGCGUGAAUAUUCUCAGGGACAAAGCCAUGCCUCAGACACAUGUGUGCGCUGAGGGAGAUGCACCUGUCUAUCCGAGGGUAGUUUUUUGAUCCCUGAACUAUUCAUUGACUACCCUUAUCUCUUCCUCACAGCAAAGUAAACUGUAGUUUAUCAGUGUAAACAUUAAUGCUGGCUUCUUUCUCAGCUGUUUCUACUUGUAAAUCACUGCAUGACCAAAACAGCCCCACUGAAAAUCAGUUGGUUAAAUGUAAUGGUUCAGUUGGAUGAAUAUUCUUGAUGAAUGUAAUAUGUGCUGUCCUUCACAGAUGACAUCGCUUAUUCAUUAGUCACAGCACAUAUGUAUUUUUAACUGUUUUUUUUUUUUUUUU